AAAACAAGAUUUAGUUUUAAGAGUCCUAAGCAAUACGAUCAUGAUUCAAUAAAAUAAAAUAUUUAGUAUAUAUUUAAUAAGAUGGUGAUAAAAUAAAGAUGAUGACAUUCCAACUUUUUUUUUAUUUAUAUUUAUUCAGUUUUUUUUCUAUGUACAUUCAUUCAGUUAAAAUAUUAUUGGGUGUCCAAUCACAAUCGAUGACUUUUCACCUCAAUUUUAAAUACUAGCAACUUUCAUUUAUUUAUGAGAUAUUGUAGCUUUCGCUAUUCAGUGAUUUCACAUGUAGGAGGUCCUACAUGUACAAAAGGGAAAAGGGAUACCUUAAAAAACUAACUCAUAAACCAGUGGUUUCCAACCUUUACCGUUCCAUUCCCCCCUUGGCUAACUUUCAAAAGCUUCAUUCCCCCCCUCCCCAACCAUACUUUUUAGAUUUUUUUUUGUUUCAGCGUAUAAAUAUCUCAAACUUCUGUAAACUUGCAAAGUCCAUGAGAUUUCAUUACAUAAACAAACUAUUCGUUUUGAAAUCUUAUGCAUUUGUUCAACUGGUAAUGUUGUAUUAAAUAUUAUUUGUUAUUUCAAAAUUUUGCAAAACCUCUUCGAAAGUCUUAAUGAUCCACAAACAAAUUCAAAAACAUAAAAAAAAUGUUUUUUAAAGCUGUUCAGGUCUGACGAAUGCAAAAACACGAAACUCACAGAAAUUAAUAAAACAAAUAUUUUUCAAGAAAAGAUCUCAAAAAUUAAAACUCUAGAAAAUGCUGUUACAAAUGUUUUUUUUUUUCUAUUUUCAAGAACAACUCAUGAAUGAAACCAAGGUAAAACUUGUAGAAAUGAUACUAUUAAAUUUUGAAAUAGUAGUUUAUGCAACAAGUUGCAAAAAGAGGAUCUUUUCAGCACGAGUAGUACAUUUAUCCAACGAGGUUCACCGAGUUGGAUAAAUACGAAGAGUGCUGAAAAAAACAAGUUUUGCAACGAGUUCCAUACAACAUUUUUUGCAAUUCCGAAAAACACCCAUUGGGUGAAAUUUGAGGUACAAUUUUCAUGUAUUUUUUCAAUAAAUCGUUUAAAUAAAAAAAAAGUUGAAAAGUGUUACUUUUCGAAACAAGUGCUGAAAAGUUCAACUUUUCUAUGGAACAGAAAAAUGAAUUUGAACCUUCCAAACCUCAAACCAAGAUACAGGUAGGACAGAUCUAUCAUGAACAUAAAUUAGCUUCAAUCUAUGCAUUAUUCAAUAUUGCGUACGCAACAAAACUGCUUAGUAAAGACGAAAUAAGAAUUGUUGAGUGUUUGCUACAUUCUGAAAAUGUGCUCAAAGCUGGUAUUAUUUCACAUAUUAAGGAUGAAAAGCCAACAUUUGUGCAUCAAACUUACGCCGAGUUUUUUGUGGCAAAGUUCAUUUGGGAAAAAUAUUCUGCCUGUGAAAUUGAUAAAUUUGAAUCAUUCGUUGAUUUGAUUUUCAUUAAAAACUUUGUAGAAGGCGAUCGAUCCCAAAUCACACACUUUUUGCUGAAAAUUGCCCAAUCUGAGGAGCAAAACGAUGUGGUUAAAGUCAGCAAGGCUUGUGUCUUGUUAGAUCAACUUUUGAGUUUGAAAUUGUGUUCAAAAGCAGAAUUCAGCAAAAGAUCAAUUUCAUUCUUGCUGGGAAUAGUUGAAUGCUCAAUACCAGAAAAAGGAACUGAGGGCUUUGCAAAAUUUAAAUCUAUCGUGAAUAAAAAACCUAAAUCCAGAAAUAUUUUACUUCUUAAAGCAGCAGAAAAUGGUUACUUAAAACUUGUACGCUUGACAAUGGACGAUUCCCCUGACGAUUGGAUGAACAUUUCUUUUGACUGGUUAGAUGGCUGGACGGCGCUACAUUUUGCAGCAAACGGUGGUCACAAACGCGUCGUAGACUAUCUUUUGGGUAAAUCAGCGAUUGUCGAUACUGAAACGGCUGAAAAUGGACAAACUGCGUUACAUCUCGCUGCAGCAAAAGGUCACUCAAGCAUUGUUGAGGCACUAUUGGGUAAGAAAGCGAAUAUCAACGCUAGAACGACGGACUCUGGAGCAACUCCACUGCAUUUGGCAGCGCAGCAAGGAUCAACUGAAGUUGUUUCCAAAUUAUUAGAAAAUGGAGCAGAUAAAUAUGCCACUACGACGGUUGAUGGUGAGACUCCUUUGCAUGUUGGUUGUCGUUAUGGUCAUCUGGGUAGCGUAAAAUUAUUAAUAGAUAAUGAGCAAGAUAUCAAUCUUCGAACAACGAAAACUGAAUCCACACCAUUGCACGUUGCGACUGAGAAUGGACACUCUGCCAUCGCUAACUUUUUAUUGGAGAAAGGCGCCUUGGUCAGCGUUGUAACGAAAGAUUUGGGAUUCACACCACUGCAUUUUGCUGCUCAGAAUGAUUUAAGCGAAACAGUAUCACUUUUAUUGGAUAAAGAUGCACCAACUGACAGUAUUUCAAAGUCAGAUGGACAAACAGCAUUACAUUUAGCCGUAACUCAUCGAAAUGCUAAUGUUGUUAGUCUACUUCUAGAGAAAAAGGCAAACGUUAACAUCCAAACUGAAAACGAUGGUUGGACUGCACUACAUUUAGCAAUAAGAAACAACUCUUAUGAAACGGUUGAAAUGUUGCUGCAAUACGUAACAGACAUAAAUGCAAUCAAUGUUUGCAAAAAGAAUCAAACUCUGAUACACGAAGCCGUGUUAACUGGUAAUUCAAAGCUGGUUAAACUCAUUCUUGAUAGUGGAGCAGAUACUGGAGCAGAGAAUAUUAACAAAAUGACUCCAAGGGAUUUGGCAUCAAAUUUAGAUAACCAACAAAGACAGGAAAUUGAGGCAGUUUUCAAUGAGCAUUUCAAUAAAGAUCUCACUUACGGGAAACGACCUAGGACAGCUGCAAUUGCUGGUUUCAACUACGAAUUAAAAAUACUGACAAUGGUUUUGUUCCGUUUGCUUCACGAUGAAAAAAUCGAUGAUUUCUAUUUAGGCAGCGACAUUGCAGAAGCUGGCUAUUUUGACGACGUUGUCAUAAGAACCAGAACAGGAGUUAAAUCUCGAGUAUAUUGUCUUCAGGCUCAGCAUAAAAAUGCUGGACACAAUGUAAAAUUUCCGAAAGCCAUCAAAGGGCUUGACAGGAAUGACGAUUUCAAUCUAUCAAAGUAUUUUCAAAGCUACCUACAAAUACGGCACUGUUUCAAAUCAGAAAGUAAUCAUGUCAUAUUCCAGGGAGAAUACGAUCAAACAGAGUUAAAGCUAAUAAUGAUGACUCCUGCUAGAUAUUCAGGAUAUCCGGAUCAAAUAGAAAAAAUGUCAGCUCUUAGUACAUUAAAUACCAAAAACACAGGAAAAGUGAUCAAGUUAAAGCCGUCUGCUGAAUGGUUAGAAUAUUUCGCAACUGUUUCAAUGGAAUGGCAUAAAAACAUAUUUGCAGAAAUAAUAGCCACACUUAUAACUUUACAUCAGUACGAUAAAUCCGAUUUAAAGACUGCAUUGCAACAUCUUACAAAUUCCGUCGACUACGAUUUCAACUGCUCAAAUCUAUUGAAAUUAUACUAUCAUAAAAAUGUCAAAGCAAACAGGCGUUUUGAUAUGUAUAGGAACAGCAGUUUGCAUGAAAAAAUUUAUGAUAUGCUCGAUGAAUCUCUUCUACCAUCCACUGAACAUCACAUAAAUUUAGUGCAAGAUUUCUUCUCGAAAUUGGAAAUUUACUCAGAAUAUGCUACAGAAGACGAGAUGGAAGGAAUUAUAAAACGUGACAUUCUAUCUAAACAUUACGAAUGUGAUGAAUUAUUAUAUUUGAAGUCUUUAGCUGCUGUGGAAAAUUGGUGGAAGCAAACAGGUGAGGGGACAUUUUUAACAAAAAAAUGUGAUUUUUUUGAAAUUGCUAAACAUGAAAUAGAAUUAGACAAAAUCCAUUUAGUUAACAUGGAAAAAGUUAAUAGUUCUGUUUCAAUUAAUACCCACGAUGUCACAAUGAACCCAAAAUUGGUUGAAUGUUUCAAAGAAAUUGAAGAAGCAUUACCCUUUUUCAUGAACUUUUUCAGCACCAAACCCGACAUUACCUGCCUUAAGCUUUUAUCAUACGUACAAUCGCUAGGUUGUGAAGUCAAAAUCGUGCUCCUCGAUAAAGCAGAAGUCGAACAAACGCUGAGCGUUCUCUCGAAAGUCGAUAAACCUCGAUGUUUGUUUAUCGCUGUUUUACCAGAACCGGAUAAAGUGGCAAUUGAAAAGCUACGUAAAAAAGUAAACAAACUCGUCGUUGUUACUAAACACGAAUACAGAGGGGAGUGGAAAUCAAUCGAAGAUAAGACUUAAUGCAAGUUUAAUGUCACAACCAUUUCAAAAAUCAACUUUAACGACCCCCCUGAUCUUUGGUGGUGUCUAGUACAAGUUUAUGCUCGAACCUAGGAGUCCAAAGGCUUGAAUGGGAAGACAGUACCCAAACCUUUUUCUACUCCAAGAAACCUUCCACUGAACUGACGACCUUUGGAUUGCAGGCUUUUUUCUUCCCCAUCCGAUGGAAGGUUGGGGCAGAUGGGAAUCGAAUCCAUGAUCAUCCGCUUACAAAGCGGACAGCGGAAUCAUUCGAUCACGCCUGCUGCUCACAACACAACUAUUUUCUUUACAAAACAACAUUAAAAAACAACAUAACUACAAUCAGGGAAUUACAAUCAAUUGAAAAGUGCAUUAGAUAGUAUUAAAAUAGUGUGAGUGUAAUAA
Molecule: messenger RNA, 4695 nt
Organism: Culex pipiens pallens (northern house mosquito)
Lineage: Eukaryota; Metazoa; Arthropoda; Insecta; Diptera; Culicidae
Exons: 1
Coding region: 1126-4290 (1054 amino acids)
Cellular component (GO): nucleus; cytoplasm
Molecular function (GO): protein binding
Source: RefSeq, a predicted model, not a curated record